Molecule: messenger RNA, 1509 nt
Organism: Sugiyamaella lignohabitans
Lineage: Eukaryota; Fungi; Ascomycota; Dipodascomycetes; Dipodascales; Trichomonascaceae
Exons: 1
Coding region: 1-1509 (502 amino acids)
Biological process (GO): mitotic spindle organization; regulation of mitotic cell cycle
Cellular component (GO): mitotic spindle
Molecular function (GO): protein binding
Source: RefSeq, a predicted model, not a curated record
AUGAAAGAAUCAGAUAUAAACGACAAACACGUUCAAGGUAAGAUGAAUGGAGAAAAAGAGGACAACCUUGUCAGGGAGAAUACUGAAGAUUCAACUUUUGUUAGUGGACUCGCCCCUUCUCUCAUUCCUAUGUUACCUUCACCGUCGCCUUCUCCAACGGAUUCAAACUUUGUUUCGCAUUUGGGUCCCGCUGAAAAGAAAGAAACCCCAUUAGCAGAAGAAUCCCGCAAAUCCGUCACCUCUUCUUCUCUGUCCCAAACGCCAGCAGAUGAUAUUAACUCGAGGCUAAAAGCGGAAGGGCAUAGCUCCUCAAUGUCAGAAUUUGGCACCCCCGGUGGCCACGUUGCGGAUCAGAUCAGACUAAGAAUCAAAAAAGUAAUAGGUACCACAGCACAGUCAAAGUCAGCUUUUUGUACCGUGGGGCCAUUAAUUACGUACACUGCUGGAGCUGGAUCUGUUCUUGCUCGGCUGGACACGAGCAACGGUUCUGUCGUCUCUCAACGAUUCUUUUGCACGUCAACUAAGGUAGUGCAAAUGAUUCAAGCAGCUGCCAAUAGUCCUACCAGUUUAAGUUGGUCAACCUGGCGCACAAUGUUUGACGCCUCCUCUAUUCCUGCUCUCUAUAAUGGUGGUGUUUUACCAAGGGAUUCAUAUGGUUACUUAAUUGUUGGGGCUGAAAACCCUAAUCGACCAGGAACGGUCUUGACUCCAAUUCUUCCCUCCGGACAAAACAACGACGAUACUUUGUCAGUACUUGGUGGAAACUCACCUGCUGCUGGCGAUUAUCCACACUCACCAGGAUCACGGAGUGUGCCUUCAGCAAAAGAUAAAAUGAAAACUACUAGCUCAGUAGCCUUGUCUUCUGAUGGUAAACUACUAGCAGUAGGUGAGGUUGGACAUCAACCUCGUAUAUUCAUAUAUUCGACGGCUCCCGAUUCCAGCUCAUUACCGCUUGCAAUUCUAAAUGAACACAGAUUUGGAAUCAAGUCCCUUGCCUUCAGUCCUUGUAAUAAGUAUCUUGCAUCUUUGGGAACUACGAAUGAUGGCUUCUUACAUAUUUGGUCGUUAGCACUAAAAGAAGGCUCAAUUCGCCUGCAUGCGACAAAUAGGUGUAUUUCAGUCAUCAACGAUAUGAAAUGGAUGGGCCCCUCAUCCUAUGUUGUAACUGUAGGUGUUCGUCAUGUUCGGUUGUGGUCGGUCGAUGGCCAGAACUCCACAGCGCCUAUCAACAAGAAACAGCAAAUAGACCCUAAAGCUGGCGUCUUAUCGGGUAGAAAUGUGGUGCUUGGUGACUUUUCGCAGGCUACCUUUACAACAGUAGUCGCUAUUAGCGAUAACAUGGCGAUAGUGGCUACGGAUGUGGGAGACGUGGCAACUCUAGAAUGCAAUAAUGAUGACAAGCCUGUUUUUAAAUCCCGAAUGGGUUUAGGCUUCGAGAUCUCGGCUGUAGAUGUAGAUAUAUUCGAUCACAUUGUCUGGGUUGCUUGUGCAAAUGGAACUAUUAGGUAA